Zingiber officinale is the source of this 2602-nucleotide messenger RNA. Its product is annotated as NADPH--cytochrome P450 reductase 3-like. The transcript is spliced from 18 exons. The record is from RefSeq and is a predicted model, not a curated record. Bases 199 to 2304 code for a protein of 701 amino acids. Gene Ontology annotation, cellular component: cytosol. Gene Ontology annotation, molecular function: flavin adenine dinucleotide binding; NADPH-hemoprotein reductase activity; FMN binding. NCBI's taxonomy places the organism in Eukaryota, Viridiplantae, Streptophyta, Magnoliopsida, Zingiberales, Zingiberaceae.
GACUAACGGGAGCCAGAGAGAAGAGAGAGAGAGAGCCGUCUUCGGGCGACUCACCGUCUCCUCCUCUAUCUUCUCCUCCUUCCUUCCUCCCUCCCUUAUCGCCGACCCAAUCUCGACCUCCUUCGUUCUCCCAAAUCGAAGCGGAGAGGGACAGAGAUCGGGGAUCUGUGCUUCCGUUUCACCGCUCGAUCCGACAAGAUGCAGACGGGUUCCGAGAAGGCGUCGCCGCUCGAUCUCUUGUCGGCCGUCGUCGCCUCCUUUUCCGGAGGAGAUGGGCUCGCUUCCGGAGCCGGGGAUGCCUUCGCGGAGAACCGGCUGCUGAUCGCCGUCCUCAGCACCGUCGUCGCCGUGCUCGUCGGUUGCGUGGCGAUAUUCUUCGUCUGGCGAUCGAGCGGGAGGAAGCCCGCCGAGCCGCCGAAGCCGCUGGUGGUGAAGACCCAGAUGGAUGCGGAGGAGGAGGACCAAGGGAAGAAGAAGGUCACCGUCUUCUUCGGGACGCAGACCGGGACGGCUGAGGGGUUCGCGAAGGCGCUGGCUGAGGAGGCAAAGGCACGGUACCCUAAUGCCAUAUUUAAAGUCGUGGAUAUCGACGAAUAUGCUACUGAGGAUGAUGAGUACGAGGAGAACCUGAAAAAGGAGAGCUUGGCUUUGUUCUUCUUGGCUACGUAUGGAGAUGGUGAGCCUACUGAUAAUGCUGCCCGGUUCUACAAAUGGUUUACAGAGGGGAAAGAGAGAGGAAUCUGGUUGGAAAAGCUUCAAUUUGGUGUGUUUGGUUUGGGCAAUCGGCAAUAUGAACAUUUUAAUAAGGUUGCUGUGGUGGUCGAUGAACUGCUUCAUGAGCAAGGCGCCAAGCACAUUGUCCAAGUGGGGUUGGGAGAUGAUGAUCAGUGUAUUGAGGAUGACUUCUCUGCAUGGAGGGAGCUUCUUUGGCCGGAGUUGGAUAAGUUGCUUCAGGAUGAAAAUGAGACAGGUGCAUCUACUCCUUAUACAGCUGCCAUUCCUGAAUACCGGGUUGUAUUUGUCAAGCCUGAAGAAGUUCCAUAUCUGGACAAAAGUUUGAGUUUUGCAAAUGGCCAUGCUAUUCAUGACAUACAACAUCCAUGCAGGGCCAAUGUGGCUGUGAGACGAGAGCUUCAUACUUCAGCUUCAGACCGGUCCUGCAUCCAUUUGGAGUUUGACAUAGAUGGCACUGGCCUUACGUACGGAACAGGAGACCAUGUUGGUGUAUUUGCGGACAACUUUUCUGAGAUUGUUAUGGAGGCUGCAAAUUUGUUAGGUUAUUCGCCUGACACAUAUUUCUCUAUUCAUGCUGACAAGGAGGAUGGCACGCCACUUGGAGGCUCUUUGUCACCUCCUUUCCCAUCUCCAUGCACUCUUAAAACCGCUCUUACUCGAUACUCUGAUCUUCUAAAUUCACCUAAAAAGAGUGCGUUACUUGCCCUUGCUGCACACGCAUCAGAUCCUAGUGAUGCUGAGCGACUUAAAUUUUUGGCUUCUCCUGCUGGAAAGGAUGAAUAUUCUCAAUGGAUUGUCGCUAAUCAGAGGAGUCUUCUUGAAGUCAUGGCUGAAUUUCCCUCUGCAAAGCCUCCUCUAGGAGUCUUCUUUGCUGCAGUAGCCCCACGUUUGCAGCCAAGAUAUUACUCUAUUUCCUCUUCUCCGAGGAUGGCAUCAAGUAGAAUCCAUGUGACUUGUGCAUUAGUUUAUGAAAAGACACCAACUGGAAGGAUUCAUAAAGGUGUUUGUUCCACCUGGAUGAAGGAUUCCAUUCCACUGGAAGAGAACCAAGAAUGCAGCUGGGCUCCUAUUUUUGUGAGGCAAUCAAACUUUAAACUACCUGUUGAUCCUUUAGUACCUAUCAUCAUGAUUGGACCUGGCACAGGGUUGGCACCUUUCAGGGGCUUCUUACAGGAAAGGUUGGCAUUGAAAAAUGAUGGGGUGGAACUUGGUCAUUCUAUUCUCUUCUUUGGAUGCAGAAACCGCAAAAUGGACUUCAUUUACGAGGAUGAGUUGAACAAUUUUGUCAAAACAGGCGCCCUUUCUGAGUUGAUUGUAGCCUUCUCCCGUGAGGGUCCAACUAAACAAUAUGUGCAACAUAAAAUGACUGAGAAAGCAACGGAACUUUGGAAUAUCAUCUCCCAAGGCGGAUAUGUAUACGUGUGUGGAGAUGCUAAGGGCAUGGCUAGAGAUGUUCACAGAGUUCUUCAUACUAUUGCUCAAGAGCAGGGAGGUAUGGAUAGCUCCAAAACAGAAAGCUUCAUCAAGAGUUUGCAAAUGGAAGGGAGAUACCUAAGAGAUGUAUGGUGAGAGAGAGAGAGAGAGAGCUCCUCCAUCAAUAGCUUCUCUUCUCCAAAAGUAAAAGAUUUCUCCUCCCAAAUUAAUUUGCUGCUUGGAUUGUGGUAUUCUUUUAGCGCGAUCGAUAGUUUUUUUAAAAUAAUUAUUAUCAUAUUCGUGUAUGCAUUUAUAUAUAGCUCGUCUUGCUAAUUUACAUAUUUUCAUUAUUUAGUAUAGCAAGAAGCUUAAGGGAAUGUCUUAAUUAUAUGAGGCUAUUACCCAUGUACUUAUACUAGUCAUUCUAAGGCAUAAAGGACACCUUAAUUUGUCA